This is a messenger RNA of Aphidius gifuensis, 4152 nucleotides long. Its product is annotated as hemicentin-2-like. The transcript is spliced from 7 exons. NCBI's taxonomy places the organism in Eukaryota, Metazoa, Arthropoda, Insecta, Hymenoptera, Braconidae. The record is from RefSeq and is a predicted model, not a curated record. Gene Ontology annotation, cellular component: neuron projection membrane. Bases 983 to 1855 code for a protein of 290 amino acids. Gene Ontology annotation, biological process: synapse organization.
AGUACACCCUCAGCAUCCCUGGUGGUGGUUUCGCGCGCGUCAAUUUACCCUGUUUCGCUCACUGGAACAACGAAAAAGCAUGUUGAAUGAAAUAAUUAAUUUAUAAAAAUAUAAUUUAAAAAAUAUUAAUACAUAUAUUAAUACAUACACAUAGUGUUUUUUUUUGUUUUUUUUUUUUUUUUUUUAAAUUAAAAAAUUUACAUUAUUUAAUUUUAUAAUAAAAAAAAAUAAAAAAAAAAGAAAAAAAAAUUUUUUAUCAUUUAUUUUCAAAAAUUUAUGUUUUUUGUUUUCAACAUAAAAUAUUAUUUUUUUAUUUAAAUUUUUUUUUUUUUUUUAUUCAAUGAUUUUUAAUUUGAUUUAUUGUGCAAAUAUUUUGGAUAUUUUAACGACUUUUGAGGCCUCAGGCUGAUUUGAUUGUAAAUUUUUGUGAAAAAAGUGAUAAAGUGAAAUUUAAAAAAAAAAAAAGAAUAAAUAAAUUAUGGCUUAGUGAUUAUUUUUUAAAAUUUAAUUAUUUUUUGUUUUAAUUAAAAUUGAUUAGUGUAAAAUUGAGUGAUGUUAAUGAUAAAUGUGAUUCAACGAUAAUAUAAUUUGACAAAUGAGAAGAAUAGUAUUAUUUUUAUUGUCGUGUUAUUGAAUUUGAUGACAAUAAUGAUAAUACGUGUUUGUGUUAGUGAUUAUUAUCAAGUGAAUUUGUGGAAAAUUUUCUUUGAUACUGCAAUAUUAUAAAUGGAAAUACAGUAUCACUCAGUGUGCUUUAUAAUUAACAAAAUCAGUUUGGGUACAAGUGAUUAAUGAAUAAUAAUGUUAAUUAACAACUAAUAAUAUUAAUAAAUUAAAUAAUAUUUAAAACUGGAAUAAAGGAAAAUUAUUUAUCAAGUGGAUAAAGUGUGCAGUUUGGUGGAGCCCAGUUUAUCAUCAGCAAAUCGUUUCAUCAACGAGAAAAACUGGGUGACUCAUGGCUGAGUGAAAAAAUAAAACCAACAUGGCUAGGAUAACGUUAUUUGGUGUCUUACUGGCGAUGUUUGGAGGAACACAAGUUUUGAGAGCUGAACCUUCAGCUAUGCCAACAAUUAGAAGCAUCAUUGGUGGAUCCAGUUUGUCAAGUGUUGUUUCAGGAAAUAGCAAACCAACAAGAUCGUGGGAUAAGCCGUAUUUUGAUGACAUUAGUCACAAAAAUGUUACUGCAAUUGUCGGUCAAAAAGCUGUGUUAACUUGUUUUGUUAAACAUCCAGGAAAUCGAACGAUAUCAUGGAUGAGAAUGCGAGACAUGCAUAUACUUACAUCAUCGACAAUAACAUAUACAGGUGAUGCAAGAUUUUCUGUAAAACAUCCAGAAGGUAGUGAUGAAUGGAGAUUAACAAUAAAUUAUGUACAACCAAGAGAUGCUGGACUAUACGAGUGUCAAGUUAACACUGAGCCAAAAAUGAAAUUGGCAUUUGCACUUAGAGUCGAAGCGGCACAAGCUAAAAUCCUUGGUGCUGAAGACGUGUACGUUAAGAAAGGAAGCACCAUAAGCCUCACGUGCACUGUAAACGUGCAAAGCACACCACCAAGUAGUGUCACGUGGCAUCAUGGAAGUUCCAUUGUGGAUUUCGACAGUCCAAGGGGUGGUGUAUCAUUGGAAACAGAAAAAACUGAAAGUGGAACAACAAGUAAACUUUUAGUGACGCAGGCAAGAUCUAGUGACAGUGGAAAUUAUACCUGCAUACCAAGUAAUGCAAAUCCUGCAAGUGUAAUGGUUCACGUACUCAAUGGUGAACAUCCAGCGGCAAUGCAACAUGGAGGCAGCUGUGGUGUUACACCAAAAAUAUUAAUGGCAAUUAUAACUCUACUCAUUGCUAAUUUGCUUAGAUGAGCUAACAUAUUGGAGACAUAAAAGGCCUAAUUAUUUACCAUCAAAGUACGGUUCUAAACAACCCAUAAAAUCAUAAAUAAAUUUUUUUUUUUCUAAUAUUUCAAAAGGUAUUAAAAUGCAAGAAAAAAAUAAUAAAUAAAUCACUGAUUUAUUGCAUCGAUAUAUAAAAAAAAUUAAAACAAUCGAUUAAUAAUAUUAUUGAACUGAAAAAGGGAAAUAAAUUGUAUGUUUUUUUUUGUUUUUUAAUUAAAUUGAUGAAUGAAAAAAUAAAUAUAGUUAUUCAACAUUGAAACUAGAUAAACAUACUGCAACGAGUAUCAAAAGGUGUCAAAGUCUUGAGAUAAAUAUAUACCUUGAUGAUAAAUUUGACAAUGUAUAUGUAAAGAAACAUCAAAAUAAAUGGUACGUGAGUUUAUGAUAAAAUUAUCAGUAGAAUAAUUAAAUUAAUUUGUGAUGUACAGUAUAAUUAUAUUGUAUUUUAAUUGAGAGCAAAUGAAAUGUGAUUGGUCGGUGUGUGUGUGAGUGUGAAAAUAUAAAUAAUGAAAUUAAAUAUAGUAUAUAUAUAUAAAUAUUUAAAUCAACAGAAAUGGGCCAAGUUGUGGUUAAAGGUAAAAUCCAUCAACUGUUGACGAGACAAAUUAUGAAAAUAACAUUUGUCAAAAAAAAAAAAAAAUACAAAUUAAUCGUAAAAAUAUUUCUUCAAAUAUACAACGAGAUGCUGAAUUUCAGUAAGUUUUAAAUAUUCUGAUAUAAAAAUUCACACACUUUUUACAUUCCAGAUAUUUACUGGUUAAAAGAGAAAAAAAAAAACGUAAACUUUUGCUGUAAAAAAAUAAAUAAAUAAAUGAAAAAAAAAAAGAUUAAAUAAAUACAUUUAUAAGGACAAGUUAUGAAGAGAAAAAGCACGAGGGAAUAAAAGUAUAGCUGUGCGAUAAUAAAAAGUUAUCUACUGAGCGUGGAGACUAUCCACAUCUUCAUUAUAUCCCACUAUUUUCAUUAUACUUAUAAAAAAUUUUUUUAGAUAUUUUUUAAUUUUACUUUCGUUAUUAUAAAUUUUUUUUUUUUUGAUAAUUAUAUUUUUAGCUAAAUUUUCUUAGUUUUUUUUUUCAACAAAAUCAAAAUUUCAGAUCGCUGCUCAAUUAUGAGAUUUGUUUUUAAUUAAUAAUAAAAGCAUACAAUCAAAUUUUUUAAAAUAUUUUUUCUACUUUAAUCAUUUUCAAGUGGCAUUAAAUAUAAAUUCUAUCUGCUGUAAAACGAAAAUUAAACAAACAAACUAGAGCAUGUAUAAUAAAUAAUUAUAAAUGAAAAUUUGAAUAAUUAUUUAUUCAUUAUUAAUUGAAAUAAUAAAUAAAUAAAUGAAAUAUUACCACGAGUUGAUAUUUCAGUAAUGUAAACAAAAAUAAAAAAAAGCUCGUUAUCAUUAUUAUAGUUUAAAAUUAAUUUAUUAUUCAAAUAUUGAAGAUACAAUUACACGAGCAACAACAAGAAAAUACAAACAACAUAAAUUAUUAAAAUUUAAAAAAUAAAAAAUUAUAUAUUAAUAACAACAGCCAUUAUUUACCGAUAUUUAAUAGCCAAAUAUUUAUAAAAAUAGCUCGUUAAUUUGACGAAUGAAAAAAUAUAAAAUAAACAAAUUAAUUAAUUAAUUAAUAUUGCUAAAAAAUAAAUGCAAUAUUGUUAAUAAUUAUUGGCUGUUUAAAAUUUAAAAAAUUAAAAAAAAAAAAAAACAUUAACACGUUACUUUUAGAAUGUAUAGAUUUUUUAUAAAUAUAAAAUGAAAUUUAAAAAAUAAAAAAAUUUACGCACUUUGACGAGCUGACAUUUGAAGACCGGUAAAGUUUAAAGAUGAAAAUAUAUAUAUAAUAUAAAUAAAUAUAUAUAUAAAAUAAAAAAUAAAAAGUGAGCGGCGAUUCUAAUCAAAUUAAAUUUAUAAAAAUAUUAUUUAAUUCCAUAUAGUUUAUAAAUAUGAUGUAAAUCAACGUGAGGCGGUGUAAUUAAUAAUUUUUAAAAAAACAUUUGACAACUAACACAUAUUAAUUUUGACAGAUUUAAAAAACAAUAAAAUUAUUUAUUAUUUAUAAAAAGAAAAUAGAUAAAAAUAAUAUUAAAACGCGGGAUAAUAAAUUUCAAUUUUAUUAUAUUUUUAAUUUAAAAAUAAAGUCAAUCUUUUCGUUUAUUAUUAUUUUUAACUUGAUGACAAAAUAACAAGACAUCUACUGACAUUAAUGGCAUUCAAUUGAUCAAAAUCCCAGCAAAUAAGAAAAUAACAAAAAUAAAAAAAAAAAAAAGAGACUGAG